This is a messenger RNA of Rhincodon typus (whale shark), 2305 nucleotides long. Its product is annotated as E3 ubiquitin-protein ligase TRIM39-like. The record is from RefSeq and is a predicted model, not a curated record. Bases 758 to 2305 code for a protein of 515 amino acids. The transcript is spliced from 7 exons. NCBI's taxonomy places the organism in Eukaryota, Metazoa, Chordata, Chondrichthyes, Orectolobiformes, Rhincodontidae. Gene Ontology annotation, molecular function: protein binding; zinc ion binding.
GAAGUACAUCUAUAGCCUUUUAAUAAUAUUUAGGCAUCUCCUUACAACGCCAAAGCAUAAAAGCUGAGGGCCAAGUCUGGAAAAUAGGACUGAAUUCGAUGAAGGAUCUAGGCCCGAAACGUCAGCCUUCCGGCUCCUAUGAUGCUGCUUGGCCCGCUGUGUUCAUCCAGCUCUAUACCUUGUUAUCUCGGAUUUUCCAGCAUCUGCAGUUCCUACUAUCUCUGAAUAGUUAGGUGGUUCUUUUUGGCAGGACGUGAUGGGCCGAAUGCUCUUUUUCUCGGCUGUAGAUCGCUAUGAUUUUGGGCCUGUGUGAAGUCGCAAAAGGGCGCUAGAGAAACGCAGGUGCUUAUUUUCAAAUAGUACAUGCCUGCAUGCACCACACCCCAUUCUAAUUGUGCUAACGCUGAUAUCUGAACGCACUUCCCCGUUGCAAAAUCCCGGUGUGUUGUAAAGUCGAAAGUUCCUGAUAAAUUCAGGCGUGGGUAGGAAUCGCAGAAUCUAGGAUUCUUGCAAAAGGGAGUAUCAACGUUGUUUUUUUGCAAAUAGGGGAGUGCGGGGCAGAGGCAGCCGGCUCAGAGGAGUGUAUGGCAAUCUACAAUUUGUUUCUGUCAAGCGAUGUUUGCAGUUAAAAGGCGUCGCUAUCUCUUCUCAAAUAGCAAAGAGACGGAACAAAGAGAGACGGAACAAAUAGAGGCGAGCUCCCCCGCCCCAUUUCUCCGGCCAGUGACUUCCUGGUCUGUUGUGAAACUGAGUCGUCAUGGCGUCCUUACGAGUGCUGGAACGUAUGAAGGAUGAGGCGGUCUGCUCAAUCUGCUUGGACUUUUACAACGACCCGGUGACCAUAGACUGCGGCCACAACUUCUGCCGAGACUGCAUCCAAAACUAUUGGGCGCCGGUGCGGGGCAAGGUGACAUGCCCGCAGUGCCGGACCCAGUUCACCCAGAGGAACGUCAGGCCCAACCACUUCGUCUCCAACAUCGUGGAGAAUGUGAGGAAACUGAGCCUGGGCCAGGGGGAAACGCCGUCACUGUGCCCCGAGCACGACGAGAAGCUCAAAAUGUUCUGCAGGGACGACCAGAGGCCCAUCUGCGUGGUGUGCUCGUCUAAAGCUAAAAGGGCUACGCCACUGAGGACUGAGACCAGGAGAAAUGUCUUCACCCAGAGAGAGAGAAGGAACAGGAACAGGAACGAAAGAGAGGAAGAGAAGAGUGUGUGGGAACCUGUGGAGUUCUCUGCGACAGAAAGCAUUGAGGCCACAACAUUGAAUGUUUUCAAGGAGGGGCUGAGAAAGGAUGUGCCGUGGCCGGAGGAGGGCAUGCUGCAGAAAAAGGUGGAUUCGCUGCAGAAAGAACUGGUGGAGGUCAGUAAGAGUCAGAAGGAGGAAGAGGCCCAUAUAAACACAGUGAAGCUGCAGGCUGGUAGUCUGCAGAACAAUAUUGCGGCUAAAUUCGACCAGCUGCACCAGUUUCUGCAUCAGCAGGAACACAGCCUUCGAACAAAGCUGCAGCAAAAGGAGAAGGCAACACUGCAGAAACUGGAACAAAAUCUGGACAAAAUCUCUGAACAGCGCAUCGCCAUUGAACAGACAGUGGCAGAAACACAGAAGAGGCUGACUCUACAUGAGGCUGAAUUCCUGAAGGGCAUUAUUGCUGUUCUCGACAGGCCUGUGCUGCAGUUUAAGAAGCCCACAAAAGUGUCCACUGAUCUUGACCUUGGUGAAUUUUCAGGUCCUCUGCAGUACUUUGCUUGGAAGCAGAUCUUGAAGCUGGUUAAUCCAGUUCCAGCCGCUCUGAAUCUGGACCCGAACACAGCACACCCCCGGCUAGUGGUGUCAGACCAGCAGACCAGUGUGAAGUUCAGCGAUAGCAAGCAGCAGGUUCCUGACAAGGCGGCAAGGUUCAUGAACUGGCACAGCGUGCUGGCACGUGAGGGUUUCAAAGCGGGUCAGCACUACUGGGAAGUGGAGGUGGGCAAUAACAGCACCUGGGCAGUGGGGCUGGCGAAGGACUCUGUACCACGCAAAAAGGAUUUCUCGCCAGAACCGGGCGCUGGGGUCUGGGCCUUGUGGCGGCUGAAGGACGAGUACACAACUCUGACCACGCCUCGGACCGCCCUCCCCAUCCGGACCAGACCCCGAACACUGGGGGUCUACCUCAACUAUGAAGUGGGCCAGGUGUCACUGUAUGAUGCAGGCAGUCUGUCUCAUCUCUACACCUUCACCGAUAAAUUCACUGAGAAAGUCCACCCCUUUCUCCUAACAGGCUGUGCACUUGACUCGUUGAAACUCAUCCGCUUUCAGAUAUAA